AUGGUCACGGGCAAAUCGCACGCGGGCGUGGAGCCGCUGCACCCACUUCCGCCUCCGACUGCCCAGCCAGACGUCAUCGCAACCUCGCCGCCUUCGAAACGGGAUCUGGCUUCCUGGUGGAGGCAGUUCAAAAGGAACACUCGCAAGGAGGAACCGAAAGAGAAACCGCAGGGUAUCUUCGGCGUCCCGCUCAACGUCAGCAUCAAGUACGCCAAUGUCGCCAUUUCGCUGACCAACGAUAACGGAGAGAGCUUCAUCUACGGCUAUGUGCCUAUCGUGGUGGCCAAGUGUGGAGUGUUCUUGAAGGAGAAAGCGACCGACGUUGAGGGUAUCUUUCGUCUCAGCGGGUCUGCCAAACGCAUCAAGGACCUUCAAGAGGUGUUCGACUCCCCCGAGCGAUAUGGCAAAGGCCUCGACUGGACGGGAUACACAGUGCACGACGCAGCCAACGUGCUGCGACGCUACCUGAACCAACUACCAGAGCCGAUCGUCCCCUUGGACUUUUACGAACGUUUCCGCGAGCCGCUCCGCACCUACCAAAGACAAGUUCAAGAACAAAUGCAGAACAAUGCCCCUCCCAACGAGUCGGAGGCCUUUGAUCAUGCGAAGGCCGUUGCCGCGUACCAACAGCUGAUCCGCGAGUUGCCCCCUCUGAACAAGCAAUUGCUCCUCUACAUUCUGGAUCUUCUCGCGGUUUUCGCAUCGAAAUCGGACCAGAACCGCAUGACCUCCGCCAACCUGUCCGCUAUUUUCCAGCCCGGGCUGCUGUCGCAUCCGCAACACGACAUGUCGCCGGACGAAUACAAGCUGAGCCAGGAUGUGCUGAUCUUCCUGAUUGAGAAUCAGGACCAUUUCUUGUUCGGAAUGAACGGGACGGCUGCUGAUGAACAAACACUCAAGGAGGUCGAAGGAGGUGUGACGCGCCGGCCCACUACUCAUUCCACCAACAUCCGCCGCUCCGUCUCGAGUGCUAGUGGCGGCGGGGAGAGCUUCCGCAAGUACGAAAGCCUUCGCAGGAAUGUGUCUGUCUCGUCGCGGAAUUCGCGCAACUCGAACAACGCCAGCCCGGCGACGCCACCCUCGAUGAGUGGAGCGGGUAUGUCCCCGGCCAUUCCUCCCCAUCGCUAUGGACGGGUUGUUGAGUCGACCGGGUUGAACUCGUCGAAUCGCACCUCCGCGCAACAUUCCCGAUCGUCCAGCCGUGCGCCACCCACGGUUGAGGAGGAGGACAAAACCCCGUCCAGCACCUCCAGUACUACCAUCCAAUCACCACCUAACGUUACCACCAUUAAUAACACCCAGCCCUCUCCUGUCCCUCCACCCAGCGAAGCGCAGCCUGCGUCUAGGCCGCCCAUCCCUGCGCAGCUCAUGCCAGGCCGGCCUCCCCGCAAGCUGUCGAGUUUCUUCUCCAAAUCACCACCGCCGAGCGGAGAAGGCCGGGAACCCCGACAGCCGAAUCGGUUGAAGAAGAAACGAAUUCCCGGCAGCGCGAGCGAGAGUGCGCAGAGCUCUUCUCAUUCGCUGCAAGCCGCGACAUCCGAGCCUGGGUUGGCCGCGAUUCUGCAUGGGCCUCGGUCGACGGAUGCUGGCAAUGAGGUGGGCGGUGCAACUCCUCGUCCUCCCCAAACCACUAGUUCCGAUGAACUGAGCCCACCGCGAGAAGGUCGGCCCGAAAAGCAGGCUUCGCAGACUGAGGGCGGCCAGAUGGGCGACACCUCGCUCCGACCCUACGGAUCUCGCACCCCGUCGAUGAACUCCCGGUCGUCGUUCACGGACUACUCGGAUGUAGAUGCGGCGGAAGAGGCGUCGCGCGCAGAACGCAAGGAACACCGCCGCAGCUGGCGAUUCCCACGGUCGUCCAAGCGCAGCAAUGAGCAAAUUGGCCUGGGCUUGGGUUCGCCCCCGCUCAUGGCGUCGACUCCGGGCGCAGACCGGAGUACCAGCUCGAUCGGCAGCUGGCACCAUGCCAGCAGGAGCUCCCCGUCAGACCUGCAGCAGUUUGCCAACGACCCGAGCUACCAACCAUUAAGUCUCGACGCCGAAGUCAGCAACCCCGGGGGCUCGCGAGAAGCGUCGUUGGCGUCGGAGCCGGAAAAGCGUAGUCUGUUUGGGAAAUUCAAAGCCAAGGUUGCUCAAGUGCGAGAUGGCGUCAAGGAAUCCACGGAGCGCGAUCGCACGCGCAGUCCUGUGAACGACGCGGAUUCGAUUAUCUCAACGCAACUGCUCUCACCUUCAGCUACAGAUGUGCGACACCGACCGGCACCGAUCGAUUCGACUAGCCAGCCCAAGGAUGCGAGCGUCGGUUCUCCGGUGUCACCUCUGCCUGGCUCUGGACUCCCGCCACCGAUUCCCGAAGAGCCUCACAUGCCUGAGAGCCCAGUCAUGACGUCUGCUGUCCCUGCACCUGCUGCUGAGGCUUCCGUGGUCCCGGCCGCUUCCGAUGCCCCAGCUGCUGUUCCUACGGAGACCAGUUCCACUGAGCCUAGCACUGAGCCGAACACUGAGCCCAGCACCGAACCUGGCACUGAGCCAAGUACGGAGCCUAGUGCUGAGCCUAGCCUUGCGCCUGGCACUGACUCUAUGGUCUCCUCUCCUCCCUCACCCACAGCGACCGGAGCAAUGUCCGCUAUCCACGGCAACAACAACAACAGCAGCAGCAGCAGCAGCAACAGCAGCAGUAGCAGCAGCAGCAACAGCGGCGGCGGCCCCCCGCCGAUCCUCAAGUCCUCACCCCCCGUUCGCAUCCUCCCCUCGCAGCUCGCGCGCAUUUAUUCCUUCGCCCACCCCGCGGCCGUUCUCUUGGGAUUCGCCGUCCGCUUCCCUCAACUCGUCAACGAUCCCGUGUCGGAGAUGUUGAACGCGCUUCCGUUCCUGGCCGCCAGUCAGGUCGUGUUUGCGAUCAUCUGUCUCCCACCGGCGGGCGGGUCGCUUGACAACAACCCGGGCAGCAGCUCCUCCGGUGCGACCCCCUCCGGAACAAGCUCCAGCUCGAGCAACAUCAUUCUCCGUCCGGGACGGCCUGCGCGUCGCAAGGGCGGUGGUGGUGGAAGCGGCGGCGCGGGCGCGGGCGUAGGGGUGGGGGUGCUGGGUGGAUUGGGAGGGAAGGUUAUUCCUUCACUCCUCGCCCUCAUCCUGACGGCCCUCUUGGCCACCCCGGUUCUGGCCAUCCUCCUCGUUCUCUUCGGCGCCCCGUUCACCACGCAUCAUGCCCAGACGGCGCUCUGUGCGGCGCAUAUGGCUCUCCUGGCAGCCGUGCCCUUGGUUUACGUGCAUGGGGUUGAUGGGGCGGUCUGGAGGGAGGUCUGGGGCGCCGGUCGGCCGGCUGAUGCCGUGUGGGGGGCGGCGUUGGGGACUUGCGUUGGGGCUUGGUUGGGCGCGGUGCCUAUUCCAUUAGACUGGGACCGUCCGUGGCAAGCCUUCCCCAUCACCAUCCUGGCAGGCGCGUACUUGGGAUUCGCGGCGGGGACUCUUCUCGGCCGCACCAAGUGGGUGUACGGCAAGCGCCUGCGGUUCGCCGAGGAGGGCGAACUCGCGGACAAGAAAAAGGAAUAA
This is a messenger RNA of Aspergillus fijiensis CBS 313.89, 3552 nucleotides long. Its product is annotated as putative Rho GTPase activator (Sac7). Gene Ontology annotation, biological process: signal transduction; activation of GTPase activity; regulation of fungal-type cell wall organization. The record is from RefSeq and is a predicted model, not a curated record. Gene Ontology annotation, cellular component: cell cortex; endoplasmic reticulum membrane. NCBI's taxonomy places the organism in Eukaryota, Fungi, Ascomycota, Eurotiomycetes, Eurotiales, Aspergillaceae. Gene Ontology annotation, molecular function: GTPase activator activity. Bases 1 to 3552 code for a protein of 1183 amino acids. The transcript is spliced from 8 exons.